AUGGGUGCAUGUAUCACUAAUUUACAGCAAUCUAUGGCCAUCAGGUGUCUCAACAGCAAAAUCGAAAAGAGGGAGGAAAGUGUGAGGGAUGCAGUUUACAUUCUUGGUAAAACUGAGAAGAUUUUUAGUAUUGUGGACAAGGGAAUUCCUUCAAGUUUGGAUCACCACCAAAUGGAAAACAUUGAUGAGUGGCGUUUGUUACACAAACCCAAGAUCCCUUUGGUGGCCUGCACUUCAUUUCUAAUAUCAGAGAGUGACAAAGCCUCUUCUGCAGGGCAUGAGACUCGUUACCCUUUCGAUGUUAUUUGUAAUGAAGUGAUCUAA
Messenger RNA from Prunus armeniaca (apricot), 324 nucleotides. Lineage: Eukaryota; Viridiplantae; Streptophyta; Magnoliopsida; Rosales; Rosaceae. The record is from the annotation of a GenBank genome assembly.